AUGUCUCAACUAAAGGCAAUCACCUGCAAAGCUGCCAUCUUUCGUGAUGCCAACCAGCCACUGUCUAUUGAAUCAGUGAUCAUUGAUGUUCCAUUAGCUGAUCACGUGAGAAUCAAGAUGAUAUCUGCAGGAAUUUGCGCCAGCGACGGUCACAUCAAGUGGGGACACAUGAAAACGUCUAACUUGCCAAUGGUUCUUGGACAUGAAGGUCUGGCCCUGGUCGAGUCCGUCGGUCCUGAGGUGAAACAACUUCAAGCUGGUGACCUUGUGCUCACCAAUAUUAUGUCUCAGUGUGAUCAGUGCAAAGACUGCCAGGACAGAUCGUCUAACUUUUGUGAAAAAGACGGUUUCCAAAUUAGAAACGCCUCGACGAAUAAGAAACUGGAAGAUGGAACCGGCGUUUGGGGGUUCUGUCGACUGGGCGUCUUUAGUGAGUACGUCCUCCUGAAGCAGUCACAGGUGGUGAAGAUUGACCCGCGCCUGAACAAAGAGAACUGCUGCAUCAUCAGCUGCGCAGUGAUGACUGGCUUCUUCUCCGCAACGAACCUCGCCAAGGUGUCGCCCAACUCGACUGCCUGCGUCAUCGGCCUAGGCGCCAUUGGUCUGAAUGCCGUCUUUGGGUGCAAGUUCAACGGCGCCCAGAACAUCAUCGCCAUUGACAUUAACAACAGCAAGAAGGCCAUCGCCCUGGAGUUUGGCGCCACGGAGUUUGUCAAUCCGCAGGAGCUGGACAGACCGGUGGAGCAGUACUUGAAGGAGAAGUACGGCGGCGUUCACUACGCCAUUGAGUGCAUUGGCAACCAGGGGGUGAUGGAGAGUGCCUUCAAGGCGCUCAAGCCGACCGGCACGCUGGCUCUGGUGGGCGUCGGCGGAAAGACGCUCAACUUUCCCGCCAUUGAAAUGCUCACCGGUCGAACGGUGGCGGGCGGCUUUCUAGGGAAAAAGCGCUCUGAUGAGGGCUUUAAUCAGCUCGGUGAGAUGUACCUUAAUGGGCAGUACAAUAUUGAUCGACUGGUGACGCACCGCUUCUCACUGGAGCAAAUUAAUGACGCUUUUCAGCUGCUAAAAGAGGGUAAAUGCAUACGAUCAAUUAUUGUCUUUUAG
Molecule: messenger RNA, 1104 nt
Organism: Rhagoletis zephyria (snowberry fruit fly)
Lineage: Eukaryota; Metazoa; Arthropoda; Insecta; Diptera; Tephritidae
Source: RefSeq, a predicted model, not a curated record